Centruroides sculpturatus (bark scorpion) is the source of this 2217-nucleotide messenger RNA. Its product is annotated as monocarboxylate transporter 2-like. NCBI's taxonomy places the organism in Eukaryota, Metazoa, Arthropoda, Arachnida, Scorpiones, Buthidae. Gene Ontology annotation, biological process: transmembrane transport. Bases 121 to 1317 code for a protein of 398 amino acids. The record is from RefSeq and is a predicted model, not a curated record. The transcript has 4 exons. Gene Ontology annotation, molecular function: monocarboxylic acid transmembrane transporter activity.
AGUACCUAAAAAAAAUAAAUUAUUCAAAAGACAGAACACCGGAUAUCCAGUCUUGUUCACGUGACGCGUACGUCAGAAUUCAAAUAAUAUCUGUAAGUAUACGAGUACUGUGUCAUAAACAUGGAUAAACCUGUCGGAAUAGUAAAUAACCAGGAAGAUAAAUGGGGAUGGGUUGUAGCCACUGCGUGUUUCGGCAUCAAUUUUAUCAUUUUGGGAUUGCAAAGAUCAGCAGCUAUUGUUUACGUUGCUUUACUGGCAGAAUUUGGGAUAACUAGGGAACAAGCAGCAUGGCCUAUCACUUUAUGCUCAUCAAUAAUGUUUCUAGUUGGUCCUCUUGCAGGAUUUUUGGCCGAAUUUUUAAUUAUAAGAACUAUUGUCUUCAGUGGAUGCUUAAUAGCAUCUAUAGGUGUUAUUUUAUGUUUUUUUGGCCACAGUUUGGUAUUCAUUAUCCUGUUUUUCGGAGCCGUACAAGGCUUUGGAAAUGGAUUAGUAAUCACUCUAAAUCCAGUCAUCAUCAAUCAAUAUUUCAAAAAACACAAGGCAACAGCGAGUGGAAUCGCUUACGCAGGAGCUUCUGUAGGAUCCAUAGCUCUUCCACCAUUUACGGAGUAUCUUUUGGAUGAAUAUAAUUUAAGAGGUUGUUUUCUUCUUCUCGGAGGCAUAAUUCUUCAAGGGCUUGUUGCUGCAUCUCUCUACAGACCUCCAAAAUCUGUUAUGAGGAAAAUAGGAAACGUCCCGGAAAUUGAACAAUUGGUGAAACCUCAAGAACAAAUGGACUCCAGGAGUGUAGAAUUAUCUUCAAAAUCCAAAAAUUUUUUUGAUGGUCUAAGAGGAACCUUAGAUGUCAUCACGCAUCCUUAUUUUUUAAUCAUUUGUGUGAAUUACACGAGUUUCUUCAUCUGUUACAUCGCAUUUGCUAUGGUUUUUGUGGAUUUUUCUUUAGAUCGUGGCAUUGAGGAAUCAAAUGCUACGUUUUGUAUCUCAGCUUUCUCUGUAGGAGAUCUCUUUGGAAGAUUGUUUACUGGAUGGUUAUCAGAUUUUGGAUAUAUAAAAACUAAAUACCUUGUUACGGUGAACUUGCUAACUAUGGGUAUUUUGUUCUUAAUCUUUCCCAUUUUCUCCAGUUACGUUAUCAUAGUGAUAUUAUCGAUCUUAAUCGGUUUAUUGACAGGAUGCAUUCUCAUUAUAUUUCCCGUAUUAAUGACUGAAUAUUUAGGACUUCAACGUCUAGCCAUGGCAAUGGGAUUUUCUGGAUUUACGCUCGGAUGUACAUCUUUAGCUCUGCCAAAUUUGAUAGGGACUUUGAAAUCUGAAUAAUGAAACUAAUAAGAUGCUACAAGAGUCUCGUUGCUAGUAUUAAAAGGUCGACAAUUAAAGUACAGACAAGAAAAAUUCCUAGAACUGAAGGUCGAUAGAUAAAGACAAUGGGCGACAGACGAAAGACUCACAAGGACAAUAAGCCAGUCUUCAAAUGGCAACAUCGAACAAAAUAUAAAUACUGUAUACUUAAUUUUAUGUCAAAUUAUUAUGUUCCUAAAAAAUAUUAUAAAAUAUUAUAUGAAUGAGGAAAUCUUAUUGGGGGAGGAUAUGAUAAUUCAUUUUUAAAUUUUGUUCUGUUGGUACUGGAACAAUUAAAUUCACUUAAUAUAAAAUUAAAUUUGUUUCUGCAGGUUACAAACGCAUGGGUAAAGUGGUUGGAGCCUUCUCAGUUGUAGUGUUUUCUCAUAGGAGUAAAAAGUCAAGGAAUCGAUGGUGUACGUGUGACCCUUUGCGAGAUAUAAACCCUCGAUAUCAGCCUACCUAGAAUUUUGAAGAUCUUCAAAAAUGAGAAAAUUAAAAAAGUGAAAAAAUCCGGAACUAUUUCUCAAAACAAUGCUAAAAUUCAACUGUUUUCCACUUUACUAGAGAGGCUAAAACAGCAUAAAACACAAGAAACGCCAUUGCAUCGAUUACUUCUAGGAGCGAUCGGAGUCUCACUGCGUGUUCAAUUCAGCCAAUCGCAAGCUGAUUUCGGGGAGGGUUAUAUCUCGCGAAGAGUUACGUGCCCUUUGACAUUUUUACUCCUACUGACAUAGACUACAGCUCUAAGGUGGCGUGCACAUACUGCGACGACGGAUUUUGCUUCAUUUUUUACUCCUACUCCCUCCUGUAUACAAUUCGAAAUCACCACUGCCUCCCCUUCCCCAUUUACGCAAUGAUAUGUACUGUACAAUAAAU